AAUAAAAGAGACUGCUCAAAUGAAAAAGAAAUGUGAAGAAACAAAACCAGUUUUUCAAAGAUUGAUCAGUUCUUACAAGUAAAGAAUCAAGAAGAUUAGCCUAACUUUUAAAGAUUUCAGGUUGUAAAGUGUGAAAUUUCGUGUUCUAGCUCGGAGAAAGUGUUCUACACCAUGAUGAACAUAGUAGCUAGUAGUCGAAACCUGAGACCUAAUGGACUAAAGACUGGGUGUGUUCCUCAGUUUCUAGUGGGGUUGGUUGUUUGCAUCUGGUUGGUGUAUCAAAUAACACAACCGCAGCAUGGUAGUGUGAGAACCAAAAUCAGUGUGGAUGAAGGUGUACAUAGUUUAGGGCGCAAACAGACUGCAGGGCAGUUGAAUGUUGGAGGAGAAAACUUAGACAUGAGUAACGGGGAAGGAGAGUCGUCGAGCAGCACAGAAGGGGAAGGGGAGAACAUUCAGGUUGAUUUGCAGGGUGGUGGCAAAAGAGGUGAAAUAGCAUACUCAGAUGAGACUAACAAAAACAACCAAGGGUCUUCUAGCAAUAAGGGCAAUUUGCAAAGUGCUAAAAGAGGUGAAAUAGCAUACUCAGAUGAGACUAACAAAAACGACGAAGAUGGCAAAAGAGUUGAAAUAGCAUACUCAGAUGAGACUAACAAAAACGACCAAGGGUCUUCUACUAGCAAAGUAUCUGAAAAUUUACUUGAAACUGUGACAUCUUACAGGGGAAGUGAUGGGAAAGAUGUUUCGCAAGAUAAAGAUGAACCGGCUAUAGAUCAAGAAGGAGAAGAAAAUAGUGCAGCGACACAGAACAUCACCAUCAGAAGCCAAUAUGAUGUGUUCAGUGACGAGAAUGGUAUUCCUAAGGAAAUGAGAGAUGGUUCCAGUUUGAAUGAUCAAAGUGAAAGCUCUUAGAGUAUGCCUCUGUGGAGAAUUGCAAUUGUUUUAUGGGAACCAAGUCUCAUUUGAUCAAAGACUUGGGAGCCUGAUUCUUGCUAAGACUUGUAUAGAUGCAGUUGAACACUCAAAUCUGAGAAGACUAGAUUUUCGAGAAGUAAUGCUUAGAUUCUCACAAAUUUUUGCACA
This is a messenger RNA of Ipomoea triloba (trilobed morning glory), 1083 nucleotides long. RefSeq lists its product as uncharacterized. The record is from RefSeq and is a predicted model, not a curated record. Lineage: Eukaryota; Viridiplantae; Streptophyta; Magnoliopsida; Solanales; Convolvulaceae. The transcript has 2 exons. Bases 172 to 912 code for a protein of 246 amino acids.